Messenger RNA from Ilex paraguariensis (yerba mate), 4999 nucleotides. Lineage: Eukaryota; Viridiplantae; Streptophyta; Magnoliopsida; Aquifoliales; Aquifoliaceae. The record is from the annotation of a GenBank genome assembly.
UCUCUCUCUCUCUCUCUCUCUCUCUCUCUCUCUCUCUCUGGGUUCUGAGGUGGUGGAUUCAAGGCCCAGUUAUUCCGGUAACAUCUAGCCAGUGAUGCACUAACACAAUGGUACAAUCUUGUGCUAUACCCAUGAAGAAGAGAUAAGCAGGUCUGAUUAUCCAGAAGAAGAAAAAGUUCAAAACUUCAAUCACACAUUAAUGAAAGAGGCCAUCUUUACGUUGGGAAUCCAUAAAGACUUGUGAAGUAGCAGUUUACAUAAGUGGGUUUAUCUGUGGUUGAUAAAAAAUGGCGGCGGCGGCGCUGGCCGGUGAUGAUCUUGCAAGAUCAACAAGUAGUCGGAGUUGGAACUCCGGCAGCAAGAGAAGCUGGAAUUCGGCGAGUUUCCGGGAGGUCUGGCAGGCUCCGCCGGACGUUUUCAACCGGAGUGGAAGACAGGAGCCCAACGAUGAGGAGGAGCUCCGGUGGGCUGCCAUCGAGAAGCUACCCACGUAUGACCGGAUGAGAAAGGGGAUAUUAAGGCAAGUUCUUGAUAAUGGAAGGAUUGUUACUGGUGAAGUUGAUGUCACCAAUCUUGGAAUGCAAGAUAAGAAGCAGUUGAUGGAGAGUAUAUUAAAAAUUGUUGAAGACGAUAAUGAAAAGUUCCUCCGGAGGCUGAGGGACCGGACCGAUAGGGUUGGAAUUGAGACACCAAAGAUUGAAGUCCGGUAUGAGCACUUAUCAGUGGAGGGAGAAAUAUAUGUUGGGAGCAGAGCACUUCCCACUUUGCUCAAUGCUACCAUAAACACAAUUGAGAGCGUUCUGGGACUAAUUCAUCUUGCCCCAUCUAAAAAGAAAAAAAUCAAGAUACUUCAAGAUGUCAGCGGAAUUGUCAAACCAUCAAGGAUGACACUGCUUUUGGGUCCUCCAGGAGCAGGGAAGACAACAUUGUUGCUGGCACUUGCAGGGAAGCUUGAUAAGGAUCUCAGGUUAGCGGGGAAAGUCACGUACUGUGGCCAUGAAUUGCAUGAGUUUGUUCCUCGGAGGACAUGUGCUUAUAUUAGUCAACAUGAUCUUCACUAUGGAGAGAUGACAGUGAGAGAGACGUUCGAUUUUUCAGGACGCUGUUUUGGGGUUGGCACGAGAUAUGACAUGCUGGCAGAACUCUCUCGACGCGAGAAAGAAGCAGGAAUCAAACCAGACCCAGAGAUUGAUGCAUUCAUGAAGGCUACAGCUGUAACAGGCCAAGAAACAAGUUUGGUGACAGACUAUGUUCUCAAGAUACUUGGACUGGAUAUUUGUCCGGAUAUCAUGGUUGGUGAUGAUAUGAGAAGAGGUAUUUCUGGUGGACAGAAGAAGCGUGUGACUACUGGAGAGAUGUUGGUUGGGCCAGCAAAAGCUCUUUUUAUGGAUGAAAUAUCAACCGGAUUGGACAGUUCCACUACAUUCCAGAUUGUUAAGCAUAUGAGGCAAAUGGUUCAUAUUAUGGAUGUGACCAUGAUCAUUUCGCUCCUGCAACCAGCCCCUGAGACAUAUGAUCUAUUCGAUGACAUUAUCUUGCUGUCAGAAGGUCAAAUUGUCUAUCAAGGUCCGCGUGAUAAUGUUCUUGAAUUCUUUGAGUACAUGGGUUUCAAAUGCCCGGAAAGGAAAGGAGUUGCUGACUUUCUCCAAGAAGUGACUUCAAAGAAAGACCAAGAACAAUAUUGGUUCAGAAAGAACCGACCUUACAGAUAUAUCUCAGUCCCUGAAUUUGCACAGGCGUUCAACUCUUUCCACAUUGGCGAACAGCUUGCAACAGAGUUUAGUGUUCCUUAUGAUAAAUCCAGAACACACCCAGCUGCAUUGGUGACAGACAAAUAUGGAAUCUCCAACUGGGAGAUAUUUAAGGCGUGCUUUGCCAGGGAGUGGCUGUUGAUGAAGCGCAACUCAUUUGUAUACAUUUUCAAAACAUUUCAAAUAACAGUCAUGUCUCUAAUAGCCUUGACUGUGUUCUUGAGAACAGAAAUGCCUACUGGCACUAUAGCAGAUGGAGGGAAAUUCUAUGGAGCCCUAUUUUUCAGUCUCAUCAAUGUAAUGUUUAAUGGAAUGGCCGAACUUUCGAUGACUGUUUUCAGGCUUCCUGUCUUCUAUAAACAAAGGGACUUCUUGUUCUAUCCAGCAUGGGCUUUUGGUUUGCCAAUUUCGCUCCUCAGGAUACCAAUAUCAUUAUAUGAAUCAGCGAUAUGGAUUGUUCUCACAUAUUACACAAUUGGAUUUGCCCCAGCUGCCAGCAGGUUCUUCAAGCAGUUCUUGACGUUCUUUGGUAUACAUCAGAUGGCUCUCUCGCUCUUUAGAUUCAUUGCUGCGGUGGGAAGAACACAGGUCGUUGCAACCACAUUGGGUACUUUCACCUUGCUAAUUGUAUUUGUGCUUGGAGGAUUCAUAGUUGCCAAAAAUGAUAUCCAGACAUGGAUGAUUUGGGGGUAUUAUGUUUCUCCUAUGAUGUAUGGACAAAAUGCCAUAGUCAUUAAUGAAUUUCUUGACAAAAGAUGGAGUGCUAACAAUACAGAUUCCCAAAUUCAUGCACCUACGGUGGGCAAAGCCAUUCUCAAGUCAAGAGGCUUCUAUACAGAUGAAUAUUGGUUUUGGAUCUGUAUUGCAGCACUCAUAGGGUUCUCCAUUCUCUUCAACAUUUUAUUUAUAGCCGCACUGACUUUCUUAAAUCCUUUGGGUGAUGCAAAAGCUGUAGUGAUGGAUGAUGAUGACCAAAAGAAAAAGAGAUCAUCCUCUGGACAAAAUAGAACAGAGGCAAACGAAGGCAUUGAUAUGGAUGUGAGAAAUGCUUCAUCUGGUACAAGCUCAAUUGUUGGUGUUGCGGAUCAUGCACCUAGAAGAGGAAUGGUUUUGCCCUUCCAACCCCUUUCACUUGCUUUCAACCAUAUCAACUACUAUGUUGAUAUGCCUGCUGAAAUGAAAAGUCAAGGGGUUGAAGAAGAUCGUCUCCAACUGUUGCGAGAUGUUAGUGGUGCUUUUAGACCAGGGAUACUGACAGCACUUGUAGGUGUUAGUGGUGCUGGAAAGACCACCUUGAUGGAUGUGUUAGCUGGAAGAAAGACUGGUGGGUACAUUGAAGGAAGUAUUAAUAUUUCGGGUUACCCAAAGAACCAGGCAACAUUUGCUCGAGUGAGCGGGUACUGUGAACAGAAUGAUAUUCAUUCACCAAAUGUGACUGUUUAUGAAUCUCUCCUCUACUCGGCUUGGCUUCGUCUUUCUGCAGAUGUGAAAACAAAAACAAGAAAGAUGUUCGUUGAAGAAGUGAUGGAGUUGGUUGAGCUUAAUCCAAUAAGAAACUCUUUAGUUGGUCUUCCGGGAAUAGACGGUCUUUCAACAGAACAAAGGAAGAGGCUGACAAUAGCUGUAGAGUUAGUUGCAAACCCAUCUAUCAUCUUCAUGGAUGAACCAACAUCAGGCCUUGAUGCUCGAGCAGCUGCCAUUGUUAUGCGUACUGUGAGAAACACAGUAGAUACAGGAAGAACGGUCGUGUGCACAAUUCACCAACCAAGUAUAGAUAUAUUUGAAGCUUUUGACGAGUUACUUUUGAUGAAGAGGGGAGGCCAAGUCAUUUAUGCUGGGCCUCUAGGUCGCCAGUCUCACAAGCUAAUAGAAUAUUUUGAAGCUGUCCUAGGUGUUCCCAAGAUUAAGGAAGGUUCUAACCCUGCCACAUGGAUGUUGGAGAUUAGUGCUCCUUCAGUUGAGGCUCAACUGGAUGUCGAUUUUGCUGAUAUUUAUGCUAACUCCUCCCUCUAUCAGAGGAAUCAAGAACUUAUAGAAGAACUUAGUAUGCCACCACCUGGUUCCAAAGAUCUAUAUUUCCCAACCAAGUAUUCCCAACCGUUUCUUGUUCAGUGCAAAGCAAGUUUCUGGAAACAGCAUUGGUCUUACUGGAGGAACCCACAGUACAAUGCCAUUCGGUUCUUCAUGACAAUUAUCAUUGGUGUUCUAUUUGGAGUUAUAUUCUGGAACAAGGGCCAGAAAAUAGAAAAACAACAAGAUCUAAUGAAUCUGUUGGGAGCUAUGUACUCCGCUACUUUUUUUCUUGGAUCCACCAAUGCUGCCACAGUGCAAGCAAUUGUGGCUAUUGAGAGAACUGUUUUCUACCGUGAAAGGGCAGCCGGGAUGUAUUCAGAAUUGCCUUAUGCAUUUGCUCAGGUGGCCAUCGAAACGGUCUAUGUUUUAAUCCAAACCAUGGUGUACACUCUUCUUCUGUUCUCGAUGAUUGGGUUCCAGUGGACAGUGGCCAAAUUCUUUUGGUUCUACUACUACAUAUCAAUGUGCUACAUCUACUUCACAAUUUUCGGAAUGAUGCUUGUUGCACUUACUCCAGGUGCCCAAAUUGCUGCCAUUAUGAUGUCCUUCUUUCUUAGCUUCUGGAACUUGUUUACCGGUUUCGUCAUUCCCAGGCCGCAAAUACCUAUAUGGUGGAGGUGGUACUAUUGGGCUUCUCCCGUCGCGUGGACAGUUUAUGGCCUUGUGGCCUCACAAGUGGGUGACAUAACUACUCCAGUGGAUGUUCCCGGAACUGAUUCUAUGAGAGUGAAGGAUUUCCUUAAAAAAAACUUGGGUUAUGACUAUGGUUUCCUUCCAGCCGUCGCUGUAGCCCAUGUUGGUUGGGUCCUUCUCUUCUUCUUUGUCUUUGCCUAUGGGAUCAAGUUCUUGAAUUUCCAAAGGAGAUAACCAGCCAGCUAUUUUUAACCUAACAGGGUAAUGUGAAUUUAUCUAUACACCAAGAACUCAAUUCUGCAGGUAGUCAAGAGUGUGUAAACAAGGCAGUUGCCUCUUCUUUAAACAACCCUCCCUCCCCCUUCCCCCCCCCCCCAGCGCAGUGGCACCGCCUUUCAUUAUUCUCUUUAUACUUGUCUUUCUAUUCUUUGAGUUUGGAUUGUACUCAUGUAUCAUAAAUGCGUAUGAACACUUGAAAUGUUAAAAAGGUAUUUUUGAAUCUUGAUUGUAUGAAGAAUUUGCAGUUUUUGCAACUUAGAAAC